CAUACACAGUGGUGCAGUGAACAAAUAGUGUCUUGAUUGAAUAAUUAAUAAAUUAUUAUUUCGACAAAAUGUUAGCUGAAGUGUUUGCACAUUUACGUAUAUUUGUGACGUAUGGACCGGGAAUGUUAUUUCUGAUAUUUUUGCAUGAAGCAAUACGCGUUCGACGACCGGACAUUAUCGAUAAAGAAAAUCGAAUUCGGAAUAUUGAGACAAGUGAAUUGUUAGAAUCUUAUGACUUCAUUGUUAUCGGCGGUGGAAGUGCGGGUUCUGUGAUUGCGUCAAGAUUAUCGGAAAUUGAGUCGUGGAAUGUGUUACUAAUCGAAGCCGGACCCGAUGAAUCGUUACUUUCAGAGGUACCAUUCAUAUAUCCAGCUCUGCAGCAUUCAACACUUGAUUGGGAGUUUGAAACAGAAAAAUCGGAUCGUUAUUGUUUGGCAAUGGACGGAAUAUGUUCAUGGCCCCGAGGUAAAGUGUUGGGUGGUUCGAGUGUUCUAAAUGCAAUGAUGUACGUGCGUGGAAAUCGUCAUGAUUACGAUCGAUGGGCUAGCUUGGGAAAUCCUGGUUGGGAUUAUAAAACGAUGUUACACUAUUUUAAAAAGUCCGAAGAUAUGCGAGAUCCAACAUUGGCGAAAAGUCCAUAUCAUGGUGUCAACGGUUAUCUAACAGUGGAACCAUUUCAUUUUGCAUCGCCGUUGGCUGAUGUCACAAUGGCCGCAUUUGAAGAAUUGAAUUUUCUGAACGAAGAGAAUGAUAUUAAUGGUAAAUCACAACAGGGAUUGGCACAAACUCAAGGAACUCUUCGCAAUGGAUUACGGUGUAGUACAAAUAAAGCAUUUUUGCGGCCAGCAAAUCAUCGACCAAAUUUGCAUAUAACAUUAAAUUCAUUCGUUCAAAAAAUACUCAUUGAUCCGAUUACACGAAAUGCUUACGGUGUACAAUUUCAACGUGAAAAUAAAUUGUUUGAAGUGCAUUCAACGAAAGAAACAAUUUUAUGUGCCGGUGCCAUUCAAUCGCCGCAAUUAUUGAUGUUAUCGGGUAUUGGGCCAGCAUCACAUUUGAACGAUAUUGGAAUCAAUGUGAUACACGAUUCACCCGGUGUUGGUGAAAAUCUGCAAGACCAUAUCGCAAUGGGCGGCGUCGUUUACUUGAUUCAAAAUCCAUUUUCAGUGGAUACACUGUCGUUUGUGGUACCAAAAAUGGCAAAUGCCAUUUCAAUUCGAAACUUUGUGUUCAAUCAAGAUGGACCAUUAUACGCAAUGGGUGCCGCCGAAACAAUGGGAUUUUUUAACACAAAAUAUCAAGAUCCGAACGUUGAUUGGCCAGAUGUACAAUUAUUUUUUGCAGCCUAUUCGGACGUUACUGAUGGUGGUCUGUUCAGUCAAAGAGGUUCCGGCAUUUCGUAUGAGUAUUAUUCACAAGUGUUCGAGCAUGUUGUUUACAAAGACAGUAUUAUGAUCAUUCCACUUUUAAUGCGACCCGAAUCAAGGGGACGCAUUUUGUUGAAAAGCGACGAUCCAAUGGAAUAUCCAAUCAUACAUGCCAAUUACUUUGAUUCACCGCACGAUAUUAAUGUUUUGAUUGAAGGUUCGAAAUUCGGAUAUGAAAUAACAAAAACAAGUAUCUUCCGAGCAUUAAAUGCUACACUAAAUCCAGCCGUUAUUCCGAAUUGCAGUGGAUUGGUUUAUUUGAGCGAUGAUUUUUGGCGAUGCAUGGCAAGACAUUAUACCCAAACCAUUUAUCAUCCAUCGGGGACAUGCAAAAUGGGACCAUCAUCCGAUCCAUUGGCUGUGGUCGAUCCGCGGCUUCGUGUUCAUGGCAUCCACAAUUUGCGUGUGAUUGAUACGAGCAUAAUGCCAUAUAUUGUGACCGGAAAUACAAAUGCGCCAACCAUUGCGAUUGCAGAAAAGGGAGCUGACAUGAUCAAAGAAGAUCACUUGCACUAUGGCGGAAAAAAUUACUAACAAAAAAUAUAUCAACAAUGCUCAUUGAACUUGACCAUGUUU
Molecule: messenger RNA, 2003 nt
Organism: Contarinia nasturtii (swede midge)
Lineage: Eukaryota; Metazoa; Arthropoda; Insecta; Diptera; Cecidomyiidae
Product: glucose dehydrogenase [FAD, quinone]
Exons: 6
Coding region: 69-1961 (630 amino acids)
Molecular function (GO): oxidoreductase activity, acting on CH-OH group of donors; flavin adenine dinucleotide binding
Source: RefSeq, a predicted model, not a curated record